Molecule: messenger RNA, 2355 nt
Organism: Paralichthys olivaceus (Japanese flounder)
Lineage: Eukaryota; Metazoa; Chordata; Actinopteri; Pleuronectiformes; Paralichthyidae
Product: extracellular calcium-sensing receptor-like
Biological process (GO): G protein-coupled receptor signaling pathway
Cellular component (GO): plasma membrane
Molecular function (GO): G protein-coupled receptor activity
Source: RefSeq, a predicted model, not a curated record
AAAUUUGCUCAAGCCAUGAUCUUUGCUAUAAAUGAGAUCAACAGAAAUCCUGAUAUGUUGCCGAACGUCACACUCGGCUAUAGGAUCUAUGGUGACUGUGGGACCAUGGACAUACUGAGAGCUGCACUGACACUGGUGAGUGGAGUGAAUAAGGAAGUCAGUGACGACAACUGCACUCAAGAGGAGAUGGUGCAGGCUAUACUGGGACAUUCAGGUUCAAAACCAACUAUUGCAUUUCAACAAGUGGUUGGAAGGUUUCAUGUUCCUGUGAUCAGCCAUUUUUCCACCUGUGCCUGUCUGAGCAACAGAAAACGAUAUCCCACCUUCUUCAGAACGAUUCCCAGUGACUACUACCAGAGCAGAGCCCUGGCAAAGCUGGUCAGGCUCUUCAGUUGGACCUGGAUCGGGGCUAUAGCUGUGGAUAACGAAUAUGGCCACAAUGGUAUAAAUGCAUUUAUCCAAAGUGCACAAGAAUACGGCGUCUGCAUUGAGUAUUCUGAAUCAUUUUCAUCGUCAGGUCCUCCUGAAAACCUACAGAGAAUAAUAAAGAUCAUUAGGCAUGCCACCUCCAGAGUUAUUGUAGCAUUUAUGUCUCACAGAGAAAUUAAGUUGUUGGCAGCAGAGUUGUACCAGCAGAAUCUCACGGGGCUUCAGUUUGUCGGCAGCGACGCUUGGAUCACAGAUCACUCUCUGACAGACAUUGAGGGGCACAGCAUCCUGGAGGGCUCCCUGGGCUUCACCGUGAGCCGAGCUCAGAUCCCGGGGCUGGAGGAGCACCUGCGGCGGCUCCACCCCUCACAGUUCCCCGACAGUCAGUUUGUCAGGGAUUUCUGGGAAGACGUGUUCGACUGCUCUCUGAAUGAAAGUGCAAACACACAGAGAAAGUCAUGCAGCGGCUCUGAGAGCCUGCAAAACGUAGAAUCUCAAUUCACCGAUGUGUCCGAGCUGAGAUUCACUAACAAUGUGUACAAGUCAGUUUAUGCAGCCGCUCACGCUCUCGACAACCUGAUUAAAUGUGAGAAUGGCAAAGGACCCUUUGCCUCUGGGAGCUGUGCUGAUAUCAAACACAUUCAGCCUUGGCAGGUAGUGCAGUAUCUCAGCACUGUGAAUUUCACCACCGGUGAGGGGGAGAGAGUAUUUUUUGACAAAAAUGGAGACUCACCAGCAAGAUAUGAACUCAUUAAUUUGCAAAUGGCAAACAAAGGAACUAUGAAGGGGGUCACAGUUGGACUUUAUGAUGCUUCUCUUCCAGAGAGUCAUCAGUUCAUAAUGAACAACGUCCCUGUUGUCUGGGGACACAGGCUCACAGAGGUGCCUGUGUCAGUGUGCAGUGAGAGCUGUCACCAGGGAACUCAUAAGGUCCUCCAAAAAGGACGACCAAUCUGCUGCUAUGAUUGCAUACCCUGUCCUGCAGGAGAGAUCAGUAAUUCAACAGAUUCAAUACACUGUAUGAAAUGCCCACCAGAAUAUUGGUCCAAUGACCAAAGAGAUUCCUGCAUCGCCAAAACAAUAGAAUUCUUGGCAUAUGAUGAAAUCCUGGGAACACUGUUGGUCGUAUUUUCAUUAGUGGGAGUUUUUUUAACAGUGAUCACAACACUUGUCUUCUACUGCCACAUAGAAACCCCGCUAGUACGAGCCAACAACUCCGAGCUGAGCUUCCUGCUGCUCUUCUCCCUGACUCUGUGCUUCCUGUGCUCCCUGACCUUCAUCGGACAGCCCUCUGAGUGGUCCUGCAUGCUGAGACACACUGCGUUCGGCAUCACCUUUGUCCUCUGCAUCUCCUGUGUCCUGGGAAAAACUAUAGUUGUGUUAAUGGCCUUCAGGGCGACACUUCCAGGCAGAAAUGUGAUGAAGUGGUUUGGUCCUGCGCAGCAGAGGAUCAGUGUUCUGGUGUUCACUCUCAUACAGGUUGUGAUUUGCAUUCUUUGGCUGACGAUCAAUCCUCCCUUUCCUUUUAAGAAUCUGUAUCUCUACGAGGACAGAAUCAUAUUAGAAUGUGAUCUCGGUUCAGCUGUCGGCUUCUGGGCUGUGUUAGGAUACAUCGGACUCUUAGCCAUGUUGUGUUUCAUUCUCGCUUUUUUGUCUCGAAAGCUUCCUGAUAAUUUCAACGAGGCUAAACUGAUCACCUUCAGCAUGUUGAUAUUCUGUGCAGUCUGGAUCACAUUUAUCCCGGCAUAUGUCAGCUCUCCUGGGAAGUUCACUGUGGCUGUGGAGAUUUUUGCCAUCCUGGCCUCCAGCUUUGGACUCCUAUUCUGCAUUUUCCUGCCAAAAUGUUUUAUAAUCAUGUUUAGACCUGAGCACAACACCAAGAAACACAUAAUGGGAAAGACAUCAAAUAAUGAUAUACAUUAUUGA